Molecule: messenger RNA, 2169 nt
Organism: Aaosphaeria arxii CBS 175.79
Lineage: Eukaryota; Fungi; Ascomycota; Dothideomycetes; Pleosporales
Exons: 3
Coding region: 85-2010 (641 amino acids)
Biological process (GO): regulation of translational termination; peptidyl-proline hydroxylation
Cellular component (GO): cytoplasm
Molecular function (GO): iron ion binding; L-ascorbic acid binding; peptidyl-proline dioxygenase activity
Source: RefSeq, a predicted model, not a curated record
AACCCGACUUCAAAAAAAAAUUUCGAGCUCCCAACUUCUCGACUUUCUUCCACCCCGUUCCCUUUCGACACUGCUUAUUUCGACAUGGUGAAGCGUAAGAACGACGCUCCUACCAAUGGUAGCUCAAAGAAACGUGCCAUUUCCGACGACGAGGCGCAUGAGAAUUUCCGCACUGGUCUGUUUGCCAGUGAGGUGCUCAAGAGCUACACUGAUUAUUAUGCCGAAUCGCAACCAUACAAGCAUGCCGUCAUCCAAGACCUAGUGAACGAUAGCCUCCUCCGCAAUGUGCGUAACGAAAUUCGCGAGAACAUAUCUUUCACGCCAAAAGAGACGGACAUCUACAAGAUCCACCAAUCUGGUGACUUGGCCAACCUCGAUGGACUCGACGAUUCUGCUCUCAGCCGAUUGCCUUCCCUUUUGAAACUCCGCGAUUCGUUAUACUCUUCAGCGUUCCGUAAAUAUUUGUCCUCUAUAACCGGCUCCGGCCCGUUGAGCGGCGUCAAGACGGACAUGGCAGUGAACGUAUAUACACCGGGCUGCCAUCUUCUGUGCCACGAUGAUGUUAUUGGAAGUCGUCGUGUAAGCUGGAUCCUUUAUUUACUUGACCCGGAUCGCCCAUGGAAGCCUGAAUGGGGUGGUGCACUUCGUUUGUAUCCCACAGAGGAGCUGAAAACUGCGAGCGGGGACGAAGUCAAAGUCCCACAGCCAGACUUUACAGUCUCAAUCCCACCAGCGUGGAACCAACUUUCCUUCUUCACAGUACAGCCUGGUGAGAGUUUUCAUGAUGUUGAAGAGGUUUACAAGAGAGGCCUAGAAGAAAUGGAGGAGGACGAUGGUGGCCGAGUUCGCAUGGCCAUCAGCGGGUGGUUCCACAUUCCUCAAGAGGGAGAGGAAGGUUAUGAGGAAGGAUUUGAAGAGAAGCUCGCAGAGCGCAGCUCAUUAGCGCAACUUCAGGGUGGAAAGGCCGACGUGUUUGAUGAGCCACAAGCCCAUUGGGUUGACAAUCCGAAUUGGGACGCUAUCAGAAACUCGGAGAAUGACGAGCUCACUGCGGAUGAAAUUGAUUUUCUCAUCAAGUAUAUGAAUCCAAACUAUCUAACACCAGAUACCGUGGAGGAGCUAUCAGGAAUGUUCUCGGAUGAAUCCUCGCUUCGACUGGCUGAAUUCCUUUCGCCGAAAUUCGCCACUCGACUUCGUGAAUACAUCGAGUCGAAGGAUCAUGAGCCAAAGCCGAGCUUACCUACCAACCCAUUUUACAAGGAAUCUAAGGUUGGUGUUGCAAGGCCACCGCACAAGCAGCGAUACCUCUAUCGUAAGGCCGUUCCGUUGCCCGAGACCAUGUAUCCAGACACCGAAAAGAUGACCCCCUACGACGAUUUGGUGGACAUCCUAUUCCCGCAUCCGGCAUUUACUAAAUGGAUAGCCCUUGUCACUGGGAUAACUCUCACGAAGAGCAACAUCUACGCACGACGCUUUAGGCGCGGUAUGGAUUAUACACUUGCCACUGCCUACGAAGAGGAGGACCCGCAGUUGGAAGUUUGCCUUGGAAUCACACCUAGCAAAGGCUGGGGAGAUGAGGAGGAGAAUGCUGACGAAGAGGAAGAUGAGUCGGGGCAGAAUGGAUCUUCCAGUAAAGGCAAUGGCAAAGCGCCUGUUGAAGCACCUAAGCCUGAGGAGGAGGUUGGAGGUUACGAGAUGUACAUGGCCGGCGAAGAUGAUGAUGAUCAAACGGACACUGGAGCUACAGAGCCUUCGACUAGCACUGGUGCUGGUCAAAGACGUAAGGCAAAAGCUGAUCCGGCGAUUUACAAAAGUGCUGUGGAUGAGGAAGAUGAUGGGGUUCUCUUCUCCCAACCUGCCGCCUGGAACAAUGUGAGCAUUAUCUUGAGAGAUAAGGGCGUUCUGCGGUUCACCAAAUAUGUCAGCAAGUCCGCUAACGGCGAUCGUUGGGAUGUGUGCGGAGAGUACGGCGUCGAGUUUGGCGACGAUGAAGAAGAAGCGUCAGAGUGAAGAAUUUUGGCAAAAGCUGCAUGAGUUCCAGUACUGUAAGAUGAUCGAGCUCCACUUGAUCAUCUAUCUUGUUUCUCAAAGUUGACGACAUAUAUUGAAUUUUGUGAUCCACGAUGAAACAACUUAUUGUGCAUGUCAAAUUGCCUCAAGCAUGCUAUC